Messenger RNA from Camelina sativa (false flax), 1333 nucleotides. The record is from RefSeq and is a predicted model, not a curated record. NCBI's taxonomy places the organism in Eukaryota, Viridiplantae, Streptophyta, Magnoliopsida, Brassicales, Brassicaceae.
CACACGAUCUUAGAACUCUAUGGAACGAGAAGACAACUCAGAUGUCAUCCCGAUUGAUAUCAUUCACGAGAUACUCUCGAGAUCGUGUAAUAAAUCAAUCGCUAGGUUUGGUCUCGAAUCCAAAUUCUGUGCGUUCAUACUUGGACGUCCAGAGUUCACCGAGUUGUUCCUGACCAGGUCGUCCUCCAAUCAGCCGCCGCGUCUCUUAUUCGCCACCAAUUAUUACUCUAAAUGGCGUUUAUACUCGUGUCCUCAGCCUCAGAGUCCAGAUGAGGAUCAUUCUCUUAUAGUAUCCGCCGAUUAUCAUAUGGAGUUGCUUGGAGACGUAGGACCAGGAAAUAUAUGUGGCCCUGUCUCUGGCCUACUAUACUUCUCUAAUUUGCGGAUCUCAAAGGAAGGUAUAGAUAAAUUGCCGGUGAUAUGUAACCCUAGCACGGGACAGUACACGGGGUUACCUCAGCUGAGAAGUAAGAGUGGUGAGCCGAGGAACUUAUUAGGGUAUGAUCCCAUAUGCAAGCAAUAUAAGGUACUUGCGAUAAGCAAAUCACCUUAUGGAGAGGGACAUUUUCUGACAGUAGGAACAGGAAAAGUGUCAUGGAGAAAGAUCCAGUGUCCCAUACACCAUUAUCCUAUAAGUGAAGGGAUAUGCAUCAAUGGGUUUUUGUAUUACGGGACUGAACACAACAAGGGUGUGGAUAGCUUGCUUUGAUGUUAGGUAUGAAUAGCUUUGGUUUCUUAAUUUUAAGAGAAGUUAUAGUUCUACUACUAGGUUCAAAUCUACUUGUUCCACUAUGGCUUGUAAACUGGUUAAUUACAAGGGUAAAUUAGGCGUGAUUAGUUGGGAUUGGUUCGGUGAACCUUAUGGAAGAAGGCGUAGGGGUACGCUUGAGUUUUAUUUGGAAACCCUAGAGGAUGCCCAUAAACAGGAAUGGUUGAGCUGUCGUUACCCUAUUCCGGUGGAUAUAGUUGUUGAGGGUGUUUUUUCCUUUGUUGGAGUAACUGCUAAUGGUGAAAUAAUUAUGUCCAUGGAUUAUACGUCUAAACCCUUCUAUGUUUUAUUCUUCAAUCUCGAAAGGAAAACUCUCGAAAGAGUUGAAAUCCAAGGUUUUGAAGCUCCUAAGAAUCAUAGUAGAGUCUACACCUUUGUAGACUAUGCCGAAGAUCUCAAGUUUAUAUAACUCAGUGUCUAGAGGUAGUGCAUGCAUGUACCUAGAAAUCUGACUUUUCAUCGUCAGACGGGCUUUGUUGUAAGCUUCAUCAUUUUGUUGGCUUAUCAAAUUUGGUUUCUAAGCUAGGUUUGAUCUCGAUGUUACUUGAAAGCAAAAUAAUAUUU